Molecule: messenger RNA, 2727 nt
Organism: Telopea speciosissima
Lineage: Eukaryota; Viridiplantae; Streptophyta; Magnoliopsida; Proteales; Proteaceae
Product: urease-like
Exons: 19
Coding region: 123-2633 (836 amino acids)
Biological process (GO): urea catabolic process
Cellular component (GO): urease complex
Molecular function (GO): urease activity; nickel cation binding
Source: RefSeq, a predicted model, not a curated record
GUUUAGUUAAGAAAAGGUCGGAGAAGCCGGAAGUACGAUUUACUCAUCGAAACGACUUCACUUGUGACUGAUUUCAGACUGGAAUUGGGAUAGUCUUGCUCCUUCAGAGACAAAUCAGAAAAAUGAAAUUAACUCCAAGGGAGGUUGAGAAAUUAACUCUCCACAAUGCUGGAUUUCUUGCGCAAAAGCAUCUGGCCCGUGGCAGGCGGCUCAAUUACACUGAAGCAGUUGCACUGAUAGCAACUCAGGUUUUGGAGUUUGUCCGUGAUGGUGAUAAGACUGUUGCAAACCUGAUGGACAUUGGGAAACAACUUUUAGGAAGGAGGCAAGUUCUUCCAGCUGUUCCACACCUUUUGGACACCGUCCAGGUUGAGGGGACUUUUCUGGAUGGGACAAAGUUAAUCACCAUUCAUGAUCCUAUUGCUAGUGAGGAUGGAAAUUUGGAGCUAGCUUUACAUGGUUCUUUCCUUCCAGUUCCUUCACUCGAUAAGUUUCCAAUGUCAGAAAAUUAUAGCAUUCCUGGUGAAAUAGUUUUUGGAUUUGGAAGCAUCACAAUUAAUGCUGGAAGGAAAGCUGUGAACCUUCUAGUUGUUAAUGCUGCUGACAGGCCUAUUCAGAUUGGAAGCCAUUAUCACUUCAUCGAGGUGAACCCCUAUUUGGUUUUCGAUAGAGAGAGAGCAUAUGGUAUGCGGCUGAACAUACUCGCAGGGACAGCUACCCGAUUUGAGCCAGGGGAAGCAAAACGUGUCGCACUUGUAAGCAUUGGAGGUAAACAAGUGAUCAGUGGUGGGAAUGCCAUUGCCGAUGGUCCUGUUGAGAUUUCCCAGAUUGCAAAGGUGAUGAAUGCUGUAAGUGCUAGAGGCUUUGGACAUAGAGAAGAAGCAAAUGCCAGGUUUGAACUUUUUGGAGAAGAUCAUGUUUUCACAGUCGUUUCGCAUGAGGCCUAUGCUAACAUGUAUGGACCUACUACGGGUGACAAAGUUAGGCUUGGUGACACUGACUUGUUUGCAGAAAUUGAAAGGGACUUUGCUGUUUAUGGUGAUGAAUGUGUAUUUGGAGGUGGAAAAGUCCUAAGGGAUGGGAUGGGGCAGGCUUCUGGAUAUCCACCAUCAGAUUGCCUAGACACUGUCAUCACAAAUGCUGUGAUAAUUGACUAUACAGGAAUAUAUAAAGCAGACAUCGGUAUCAAAGAGGGAUUUAUCAUUGGUAUUGGAAAGGCAGGUAAUCCAGAUGUCAUGGAUGGUGUUUUUGCUGGCAUGGUAGUUGGGGUCAGUACUGAAGUUAUUGCUGGAGAAGGAAUGAUUGUAACUGCAGGGGCGAUAGAUUGUCAUGUCCACUUUAUAUGCCCUCAACAGGCAUAUGAAGCAAUAUCCAGUGGUAUCACGACAUUAAUAGGAGGUGGCACGGGACCUUCUGAUGGGACACGUGCGACUACAUGUACACCUGCACCAAUACAUAUGAAAUUAAUGCUUCAGUCAACUGAUGAUAUGCCUUUCAACUUUGGCUUCUUUGGGAAGGGUAACAGUUCCAAGCCAACUGGGUUACAUGAAAUAAUCAGGGCUGGAGCGAUGGGUCUGAAGCUGCAUGAGGAUUGGGGAAGUACCCCUGCAGCAAUAGACAACUGUUUGAGUGUUGCGGAAGAAUAUGACAUCCAAGUUAAUAUCCAUACUGACACCUUGAAUGAAUCUGGAUGUGUGGAGCACACAAUUGCCGCAUUUAAAAAUAGAACAAUCCAUACUUAUCACAGUGAAGGUGCAGGUGGUGGUCAUGCUCCAGAUAUCAUCAAAGUUUGUGGUGAAUUAAAUGUCUUGCCCUCAUCAACAAACCCAACACGACCCUAUACUUCUAAUACUGUAGAUGAGCACCUUGACAUGUUGAUGGUCUGUCAUCACCUGGAUAAGAACAUUCCAGAAGAUGUGGCAUUUGCUGAAUCACGUAUAAGGGCAGAAACAAUUGCUGCAGAAGACAUUUUGCAUGAUAUGGGAGCUAUCAGCAUUAUAUCUUCUGACUCACAGGCUAUGGGUCGUAUUGGAGAGGUGAUAAGCCGGACAUGGCAAACUGCUCACAAGAUGAAGGUGCAAAGAGGAUCAAUAGAAUCAAGUGCAUCAAGCAAUGACAACUUCCGUAUCAAACGAUAUAUAGCCAAGUACACUAUAAAUCCUGCAAUAGCUAAUGGGAUUUCUAACUAUGUUGGUUCAGUUGAGGUAGGGAAAUUUGCUGAUCUUGUUCUAUGGAAGCCCUCUUUUUUUGGAUCCAAACCAGAAAUGGUGAUUAAAGGUGGUACAAUUGCAUGGGCUAAUAUGGGUGAUCCAAAUGCAAGCAUUCCUACUCCAGAGCCGGUGAUGAUGAGACCCAUGUUCGGUGCAUUUGGCAAGGCUGGAAGCUCAAACUCCAUUGCUUUUGUCAGCAAGGCUGCCAAAGAUGCUGGAAUAGAGAAGUUGUAUGAACUCAAUAAGAGGGUGGAAGCAGUAAGCAAUGUGCGGAAACUCACCAAAGUUGACAUGAAGCUCAAUGAUGCUCUACCCCAAAUUGACGUGGAUCCGGAGACAUACACAGUAAGAGCAGAUGGUGUGGUUCUCACAUGCAGUGCAGCCACAACAGUUCCGUUGUCUCGGAAUUACUUCCUAUUUUAGGCUGGACUGGGGUAAUGACUUCAAUCUUAAGAUCAUUUUAUGAUUUGGCACAGCUAGGGUGGAAAUAAAAUCAAGCAAGUCAUCGCAAAUAAUC